Stylonychia lemnae is the source of this 1515-nucleotide messenger RNA. The record is from the annotation of a GenBank genome assembly. NCBI's taxonomy places the organism in Eukaryota, Ciliophora, Spirotrichea, Sporadotrichida, Oxytrichidae.
AUGUCUGUAUAUUCAGGAUUUGCAACGAGAUAACAGGAAACCUUCUAUACUAAGUUAAUAGAGAAACUUAUAGAAAUACUUUAGCAAAAAGUGCUGAGUGCUUAUCAAUUAACGUUCUUUGAUGAGAGAAUGUUUGCUAAGAAGAUAGUAAAGAUUCAUAAAACUCUAAAUCUACUUGAAAAACAAAAGUAUCUAGAGCCGUUUAAUUCUUAUAUCCAAUCUCAGGUUAAAUUUUCUUAGCAGCAUUAAAUUAAUCAUCAAAGAUAGCUGUCAUCUUAAUAAAAGUAUACUGUAACUAGGGGAAUUAAGGAAACAGUAGAUGAACAUGAUGAGGAAGAAGACUCUCCAAAUAAAUCUUAGACUUAAUUGCUUUAUCACAAUACUUCUGAGUUAGCUUAAAGGAAGCCAAAGGUUAUCAAAAAAACUAGAGAAAGAUUUACUGCCCAGCAAUCAACAAGAAGGUAUCGUGAUUAGCUAGACUUAAAUAAAACCUCUAAUAUUUAUACAGCAAAUAACAGAAACUAUGUUAAUUAUGAUGAAUAAAACUAACUCAAUAAUAAUGAAAGUUUAAGUUAUGGACCUAACAGUGAUAAUAGAUAGUAAUUUUUUAAUCAAAGAAAUAAUAGUAGUGUUAGUUAGGAACAAAAGAAGAGACAUCGAGUUAAUAGUACAUAGUAAAAAUCUUACAAUUAAUCUGGAAUUGGAAUGGGUAUAUUUAGCAAGGAGUAUGGCAAUGUCAUGACAUUAGCUUAAAGUUAAAGCCCUUCCAAAAAAGAAGCCAACUAUGCAAGCGCUAAUAUAUAUCAAAGAGCAAGGAUUAGUGAGCAAAUUAAUUAAAUCUAACGUUAAAAAAUAGAGCCCUUAUCUUAGGGUGUAAGCCCUCAUAAUGUAUCCACUGAUUAAUAGAAGAGUUACAAUAAUACUCAGUUAAUUUCAGAAGGGUUACAAGAUAUGAUGCUCUAGAGAAAACCAAAGCCUACUUAAAUAUAAAAAUUCAAUAUGAUAGUGAAGAGAAAGUAGAAAAAUAGCAAAUACAUUAGUUAGGUUAAUAAUAAUAGUAAUAAUCACACUUUAGAUGAUUUCUUUUAUUCUUAAAGCUAAUAACAGCCAUAAUAGACGAAUAAAAGUCAUCUUCCCUCAUCUGUUGAUAAAAGAUUUAGUGAUAACAGACCACCUCUUAAUCUUUCAAAAAUCUCAGCAACUGAUCAAAGAAUGUAGUAUAGUUACAAUGAUAGUGCAUUAACUUAUAACACGAGUCAAAGCGUAAAUACAUCAAAGGUAUUAUAAAAUUAAUAGCAAAGUAAACGAAACACUAGUAGGAAUAAAGCAAAUUAAAAUCUUUAAACCGCUCUAGGCUCAUAAAAUGCUAAUCUUAUGAAUACAGGUAACUCUUCUGUAAAUUAGGCAGAUACAUCUAGAGGAGUUGGCGUAGGGCUUAUUGGAACUGGAAGCACACCUGGUGGUCCGAAUAACUAACAACUAACAAAUCUAACUUUUAACAUAAUUCUCUCCUGA